AUGCAAGAGGGGGGACGAACAGGUAAGAAAGAGCCGCCAUUUACAGCCAGAUAUGUGUAUCGGCUGGAUGACUCAGUCUUGAAAUCUUUAAAGUUGAUGUAUUUUGAUUCAUUAACCCACGAGGAAAGAUCUGAACAGGAGUACAAAAGGUCGCUCAACAGCAUUGUUUCAAAUUACAAUGAUGGAACGAUGAAGGGGAGCUUUGGGCCUCCGAAAAUAGUAAAACCUAGGGCAAGAUCAAGUACCAAGAAGCACGUCGAGAGUAAUAAUUUGUCAGAUUUGGACAAGUACAAUGAAAAAAGAGCACGGAAUGGGCAGAAACUGUUGACCGAAACCGAAUUUGAGGCCAAAAUGGACCAGUUGAGCAUUUCCGGGUCUGAAACGGAGGAUGAGUUGGAUACGAUCACGGAAGAGGAGAGUUCGAAUACCAAAGUGACUGAUGAAGCAGAUAAUAGUCUGGAUGAGUCAUCGAUAAGUUAUUUGUUCACAAAAUCACCGUUUGUGCUUUUUCAUUCGGGGCUGCUUCAGGACGGAAAAUGCUACGGAGUGUAUAAAACAACUUUGGAUGCAGAGGAGGGCAAGAGUGAUCCCAUGAGAAAAUUAAUGGAACUUAACAGUGAGAAGUUUCAGCAGAAACUGGACAACAGUAUUUCGGCCUUGUUUAUGAUUGGGGGAGGACAUUUUGCAGGAGCCAUCAUCAAUCACAAGCCUAUUGUUACAAAGGGUAACAAGGGCUCUCCGGAAGAGUUACAGUUGCAAUCUGUGAACAUUGCUGAGCAUAAAACGUUUCAUAGGUACACUACCAGAAGGAAACAGGGAGGAUCACAGAGUACUUCAGAUAAUGCAAGAGGAAAGGCAAACAGUGCAGGUUCUACAUUGAGAAGAUAUAACGAGCAAGCUUUGAGGGAAGAAGUCCAGGAUUUAUUGAAAAUCUGGAAACCAUUGCUCGAUAGGUGCGACAGGAUAUUUAUUAAAGCUAAUGGAGUUUAUGCUCGGCAAUCACUGCUUGGAAAAGGUCCCGAAGCAGUAAUAGAAGCCGAAGAUCCGAGGGUCAGAAUCUUCCCAUUUACCACAAAGAGGCCCACGACAAAAGAAUUGAGAAGGGCUUGGUGUGAGCUUUCGUAUUUGAAAGUGAUGGACAUUCCGAAAAGUGAUAAGAAGGCAGUCGAAAUGAAGAUGAGGCAAAGAGAACAUCUUGCGAAGUCUAAGGAGCAGAAGCAAAGGAAAAUUGACGUUUCCAAAGGCAGUUCUGAGGAUGAUGAGACCACUAAGCAGUUGAUUUCACUCUUGAAGAAGUCGAAGGCCCCCUCUUUGAUCGCAUAUAUCCGCAAGAACAAGGUCCCAGUAAACUUUAGGCUUUUGCCAGAGAAAGAGUACGGCAGAAAUACACAAACAAUGCUACAUUAUGCUGCUCAUUUUGGCUUAAGCCGCAUGUGCCAGGUCCUCUUAGUAAAUUUGAAGGCAGACCCCACGAUUAAGAACGAGAGAGGGUACACAGCCUAUGAGAUGUCUGCAGAUGAGAAGACCAAGUAUGCAUUUGAGGUGGCUAGAAACACUUUAGGUGAAGAUUAUUGCGACUGGGAAAAGGCGGCAAAAGUUCCAGGGUCAAAAAGCAGGGAGGAAGUAGAGGAAAUACUGAAGAAGAAAGAGGACGAGUCACGUGAGAAACUGCGAGAGUUGCACGAAAAGGAAUUGGAGACUGCAAGAAAGCAGUUUGCCGAAUCUCACGAUAAGAAAUUCGGCAGAGGUAAGACGCUGGGAGGCUUUAAAGAGACAGAGCAGCAUAAACUUGACUCGCUUACCCCACAACAGAAGAUGCGAGUAAUGAGAGAGCAAAGAGCUCGUGCGAUUGAAGCGAGAAUGAAGGCGAACAAAUAA
Messenger RNA from Brettanomyces bruxellensis, 1878 nucleotides. RefSeq lists its product as uncharacterized. The record is from RefSeq and is a predicted model, not a curated record. The transcript has a single exon. Gene Ontology annotation, molecular function: protein binding. NCBI's taxonomy places the organism in Eukaryota, Fungi, Ascomycota, Pichiomycetes, Pichiales, Pichiaceae. The coding region runs from base 1 to 1878 and encodes 625 amino acids.